GUCACACACACAUGCCUUCACUCCAGUUCCCGGGAGUCUCCACAAGCUGCCUUCUGCGCCUAGACUGCAGCCCGCCAAGACUUCCUCUGGCUGGCUGUGGGAAACAGCAGCCGGGUUUCAACAGACUCAGCGGACGUAACUCGACGGAUUCGUGUCCCGGCGAACGUCCAUGGAAGCACCGGGCGUCGACAGCCGAGUCCCAGGCGCUGCAGCCGGGGCAGAGUUGCGAUGGUUGGGCGGCAGGCUCCUGGACGCCAACGUAACAGGGGGGUUUGUGGGGUCUCUUUCAUCGAGAAAAGCAGGGGAACAGGACUAUAACCCGGUGUUGCAUCGAGUAGCUCCAGAGACAUCGCCCUGUGCGGAGACAGACGUAGACUAUGAAGGGCUUCCUCAGGAAGUCGCGACCAGCACACACAUGCUGGCAGGAUCCGUAGCUGGAAUCAUGGAGCACUGCCUUAUGUACCCCAUCGACUGUGUCAAGACUCGAAUGCAGAGCCUGCACCCCGAGCACGGAGCACGCUACAGGAACGUGAUGGACGCCCUGCGGCAGAUUGUGCGGACCGAGGGUUUGUGGCGGCCUAUCAGAGGUGUGAAUGUUCUGGCAGUGGGGGCAGGACCUGCCCACGCUCUUUACUUUGCCUGCUAUGAGAAGAUCAAGUUUUCACUCAGUGAUGCCAUUCACCCUGGAGCCAAUAGCCACUUCGCUAAUGGAGUGGCGGGCUGCAUGGCUACAGUGCUGCACGAUGCAGUAAUGAACCCAGCUGAAGUUGUGAAACAGCGAAUGCAGAUGUUCAACUCUCCGUACCGCGGUGUCCUCGACUGCAUGGGAUCCUUGAUGAGGCAGGAAGGCUCAGCAGCUUUCUACCGAAGCUACACCACCCAGCUGACCAUGAACGUGCCCUUCCAGGCGCUUCACUUCAUGACCUACGAGUACCUCCAGGAGCUUCUCAAUCCCCACAGACAGUACAACCCUUCCUCCCACGUGGUGUCAGGCGCCCUGGCCGGAGCUGUGGCCGCCGCCGCCACCACUCCGCUAGAUGUCUGCAAGACCCUUCUUAACACACAGGAGGCUCAGGCCAUACACGUGGUCCAGGCUGAGGCAGCAUCGGCAGCUGGAGCAGUGGGAGCAGCCACCGCCUCAGCACCUGGAAGCCGCCACAUCUCUGGGCUGGGCGAGGCUUUUCGGACUGUGUACAGGAUGGGUGGCACGCCGGCGUUCUUCAAGGGCGUCCAGGCCCGUAUCAUCUACCAGAUGCCCUCCACAGCCAUCAGCUGGUCUGUCUACGAGUUUUUUAAAUACAUCAUCACCAAGCGACAGCACGAGAGAAGGCUGCGUGGAGACCGCGAUGGAGACAAAUAAAAAUUCUGUUUUGGCAAAAGCAACAGAAAGGUCAACGCACCGUAGAGGUAGCUGUUAUCAGUUUUGAUUUCUGAACGUCUAAAAGGUUGAAAAGCUCGAUGAUUUUAGAUUCUCUGAGCUAAAAGUCAAAGCUUAUUGUUUACUUAGAUCGGCCAAGCUAGCUGUGAUCUAGUUCAUAACAGGUGAAGACAAGACGACUGUUAGGAGGACGCUUGUCUUAUUGACUUAAGUACAAGAUGUGGAGUUUAAUCUUCGCUAUAGAACAGGCCUUGAAAUCUACAACAGGAAGUCCUGCUUUCCCAAACUCACCCCAUUACAUCCUCACGCUUUAUCUAUAUUUCAUUUUAGUGUUCAACUUGACAAGCUUCUUUUAUUAGCUUUCAAAAAGCAAUUUAUUUAUGGACUAUGAACUCUGUACAUUUGAAUUUGGCAAUUUGAACAAAAAAAAAAUACUCUGCAUCCCUCAGUCACCUACAAGCAGUUUCUUACAGUUAAAACCUUUUAUUUAUUUUUGCACUGAAGGACAUAAACAGCUAGCAGUCGCUCUGAUGGGAAAACUGGGUUCAAAAUCCAUAAAGCUCAAAGUCAGCACUUUGACCUCACUGUAACUAUCCAGUGUGUUUGAACAAGAACAAAAAUGUCCUCCUAUUCAAGUGCUCAAGAACUGCUCUGUAAAGUGAUUUAACCCUCCCCCCUUCACUGCACAUGUUGCACUUCUGAAAAGUAUUACUACACGUAUACCUUCUGACCACAGGGGGGCGCACAGCUUCACAAGCAAAUUAACUUGAGGUUCUAGAAACUGAUAUAUCAUAUCCAUUUGACUACUUGAGCUGUUUAACAGUAACUUUUCACUCAGAGGAGACCGAAAAAUGUUGAAGAGAGUUUAUUAUAAAUGGAAUUAGUUACUAGUUGAAUUUACCCAAAUGCCGCUGAUGUGGGCAAGACAGCCUGUGAUUUGUUAAUUUCCUUUAAAAUAAUUAAUUUUGGAUUGACUACAUUUAAGUUUGCAAGCCUUGAGUGAAACAGCUGUAUGAGUGUGUGUGUGUGUGUGUGUGUAUGUGUGUGUGUGUGUCUAACAGUGACUGGAUGAGUGGACAUUCAGCUUCAUACAGCUCAGCAGCGACUCUGACCAGAACUGAUGUUAACACAGCAUGUCGCCGGGAAACACUGCACACCAUAAUAGUGCAAGCACGUCAUGGAACCCCUUGUCUUCCUUUACAACGAACAUUUCAUACAGGUACGAGCAGCUGUGGGGCUAUGCGGCACAAAAUUUAGAGAUACACUUUUUUUUAGUUCCAAGGAAAAAUAGAUUAGAUUUAACUUAUCUGGAAAUUAAAGUGAAUGAUGUAUUGUUUAUGGUUGAAUAAAAAUCAUACCAGCUGCAUUUCAUCUUUCACUACAGUAUUCCAUUUGUAAUUUGUCUGUGUACAGUGAGUCACAAAAGACAUGAAAAAAUAUUAACCUUUAUUAUUUUAUUUAUUUCAUUACAUAAAAAAACCCUUUAUAUUAAUGACAGGGCAAUACAUUGAUUUAACCAAUCAUCUCAAAUUCCUGUUUCCAAUGUUUGUAAGUCUAUGUAGACGGGUGAGGCAGCAGCAUGGCUGACUGUAGUAAGGUAUGUGUCAUGCACAGGUGGAGGUAGACAGUGUGUCUCUAGUGUAACUUAGCCAUCUUCUUUGUACUGUCCUUCAAAGGGAAAUGACAUCAUAUUAUAGUUUGUUUCAAUUAUCUGACUUUUGUCAUGAUUGGCCCCAGACAACAGUAAGAUUUGUUCCAAGGACAGUAUGAAUGAGUGUCAUGUACUCAAGCGUGAUGAGGAUUUUUCAGAACUGAGACAUACCUGAAUGAUGCUACAGAUUUCUGGUCAGAGCCGUCAGAGUUUCUUAUCUUUACAGAUUUGAUUGCUUAGAUUGUAAAAUAGAUUUUUGUUCUGAUAAAAGGUACACAUUAAAAAGAAUAUGCCACGAAAGAGACUGCAUCUGAAACUGUCUGCGCUGCAAGACAAGAAGCAAAUCCUCCUGUAUAAGUUCAGUUUCAGAAGCAAAAUCUUUUAUCACAGAUGCAGUGAAACAGUAAUCUCUACAUAAAGUCUUAUUUAGUUUUAUUUUCUGUUUUAAAACUGCACAGCAUCCUAGCACUUAAAAUUCAAACUGAUUUUUCUUUGUUUGGACAAAAAUCCUUCAGACAACAAGUACAGAGAACAGAAUCUCUUCAACACAUGCCUUCAGUAAGCCGCCCAUACAUUCAACGCACAUGUGAGAGCCUCACAUAGAGAAGUUAUAUUGUGUUUGCAAGCCAUAGAAGAGUGUACAUAAGAAAUGUAUAUGAAAACUAUAUCUAUAAAUAUGGAAAAAUAUAGAGAAGCCCAAACUGUAUAACCAGCUGAAUUUUGAGCGAACCUGUAACCUUAAGAUAUACAAAACUUCAGAAGUUCUUGUAAGGCUGAGUUUUAAAUUCAGCAUUUUAUAGAAAGUGCAUAAAUCCUCAUGAGGAAAGUGACGGCAAAGGAAAACAAGAAUAAUAUUAUAUUCAGACAGACGGUGUGUAUGUGUGUGAGGAAAUAAUGAGAUGGUGUAUAAAAAAUGAAUCUAGAAGUGUUCCUCGUGAAGCCAAGUUUUCUGAUUGGGAAACCAAAGACUGCGAGCAAUAGAGACUUUAGAGGGAGUGGUGGUUUGUCAGAUGACGGCACUAAUGUGAAAUGCUUGAACACUGAGAAUGAGACCUGUAUUUUGUGAAUUGUAAAUAAAUUUCGCUAAGGCAGCUACCUCGCAGAAGCAGGGUCUUCUCUUGGUGCUGGCUCUCGAAGCGCUCAGAGAAAUUCAA
Molecule: messenger RNA, 4183 nt
Organism: Labrus bergylta (ballan wrasse)
Lineage: Eukaryota; Metazoa; Chordata; Actinopteri; Labriformes; Labridae
Product: mitoferrin-2
Biological process (GO): iron import into the mitochondrion
Cellular component (GO): mitochondrial membrane
Molecular function (GO): ferrous iron transmembrane transporter activity
Source: RefSeq, a predicted model, not a curated record